Bactrocera tryoni is the source of this 1026-nucleotide messenger RNA. RefSeq names its product N-acetylneuraminate lyase B-like. The transcript is spliced from 4 exons. Lineage: Eukaryota; Metazoa; Arthropoda; Insecta; Diptera; Tephritidae. The record is from RefSeq and is a predicted model, not a curated record. Gene Ontology annotation, molecular function: N-acetylneuraminate lyase activity; 4-hydroxy-tetrahydrodipicolinate synthase activity. Gene Ontology annotation, biological process: N-acetylneuraminate catabolic process. The coding region runs from base 55 to 1026 and encodes 323 amino acids.
AUCACGCUGGGUAACAAGAAAAGUCGGCCAAUAGUUAUACCACCAGAUAAGGCGAUGGAGCAAUAUAUAGCGGCCCGUUAUGACGAAGAAGUUCAUGCGACCUCAAUGCGCGCGAUCCGAGCUCGGAACACUAAAUUACAAACGGAGAGUAAACGUGUAAAAUUCUUCGACUUCAAGGGACUAAUGGCGCCUGUCUUCACUGCCUUCAAAAAUAAUGAAGAACAAUCGUUGGAAGUCCAGCAUAUCGAUCGUUACGCGGAAUGGCUGAAAAGUAGUCGUAUAAGUGGUGUUUUAGUUAAUGGCAUGUCGGGUGAGGGUCCCGCCUUGGGUUUGUCGGAGCGCAUGCGGAAUGCCGAGGCUUGGUGGGAAGCGGCACAAAAAUACGAAUUGGUUAUGUUUCUGCAAGUCGGCGGCGCGCCCUUGCCCGAUGUACUAGUAAUGGCCGAUCAUGCGCAUGACUUGGGCGUACAUGCGGUGCUCUGCCUACCCGAGCUCUUCUACAAGCCCACCACAAUCGAACAGCUAGUCAGCUAUAUGCGGUUGGUGGCUCGACGUUGUGCCGCACUGCCGUUCUUCUACUAUCAUUUACCGCUGAGCACGGGCGUCUACCUUAACAUGCGCGACUUUUGCAAACUGGCCGAAGAGACCAUACCGAAUUUCUAUGGCAUACAUUUUGCCAGCAACGAUCUCGACGAUGGCGAGGCGUGUUUGCGUGAAGGGCGCGUAAUUAUAUUGGGCAACAGUCGUCUGCUGGCCUGCGGCUUAUUGGUGGGUUUCGAAUCGGCUUUGAUGACAGUCUUAAAUAUACGCCCCGACUUGGGUUGGGCCAUUUGGAAUGCGAUGUUGAAUAAUAAUUUGGAGACGGCACGGGACACGCAAAUGCUUUUGAAUAACAAGAUAAGCUACUAUAUGGGACGUUCCAACGAGCAUGGUUACAUAGAGGCGAUGAAACAAUGGUUCGAUGAUGAGGUGCGGCAGGGUAAUGGUCCGGGAUUCUUUAUCGGUUCUGCUAGAAAAUUCUUUUAA